UGCUGCCGGUGUUUCCGGCGGAGCCCAGCGAGGAGGCACCGUGGCCGUGAGAGAAUGGCGGCGCCGUGGGCCGCCCGCGGGCUGUGGGCGGGAACCCGGUACAUCUCCACACCAGCUUUCUCUCAUCUGAGACCUGAUGAAGUGAUUCGGAUGCGUAGUGAGCUCUUCACCAAAGAAAAAGAGAGACAAUUGUCUCUUCACCCACGGAUUGAGAAAAUUGAAGUGAAAUACACUGGGAAGUUGCAGCCUGGCAGUACGUUUGUCAUGAACAAGGCUCUGUCUACACCAUACAACUGUGCCAUGCAUUUAAGUGAAUGGCAUUGCAAGAACUCUGUUCUGGCUUUAGUGGAUGGCGAAAUCUGGGACAUGUACAGACCCCUGACCAAAUCAUGUGAAAUUCAGUUCCUUACCUUCAAAGAUGAAGAUCCAGAGGAAGUAAACAAGGCAUAUUGGCGUUCCUGUGCCAUGAUCAUGGCAUGUGUGCUAAAGCGAGCGUUCAAGAAUGAAUAUGCAGUCAACCUAGUUAAAGCUCCAGAAGUGCCAGUAAUCUCUGGAGCUUUCUGUUAUGAUGUAGUUCUGGACAAUAAACUGAAUGACUGGAAACCAACAAACGACAACUUCCGUUCUCUUACAAGGGAUGCCAAAAAGCUAAUCCAUCAAGACCUGCCCUUUGAAACACUGCAUGUUGAAGCAAAAGUAGCACGUGAAAUGUUUCAGCAUAAUAUAUACAAAAUGGAGAUGAUAGAAAGAAAAGCUUCUCAGAAUAUGGGAGGAAUUGUACAGUUACAUAGGUUUGGUGACUUUGUAGAUGUUAGUGAAGGUCCUCAUAUUCCAAGGACAAGUUUCUGUUUCCAGUAUGAGAUAACAGCAGCCCAUAAUCUUCAGACUGACCAGUCUGAAUUAAUAAGGAGAUUCCAGGGUGUGUCCUUGCCAGUCCAUUUGAAGGCUCACCACACUGUAUGGCACAAACUGCUGGAAAGAUCAAAGAGGCUGGUCACUGAAGAAGAUUUGGAAGCAGCAGCACAGUGUCUUGAGGCAAAAGAUGGAACUGAAGAGGGAAAAACUAUCAAUUUAAAUUAAGUUGAACCUCUGAAUGUACAUAAUAAAAUGUGUAUUUUUA
Messenger RNA from Pseudopodoces humilis (Tibetan ground-tit), 1120 nucleotides. RefSeq names its product mitochondrial ribosomal protein L39 (gene MRPL39). Gene Ontology annotation, cellular component: mitochondrion. Gene Ontology annotation, molecular function: RNA binding; nucleotide binding. NCBI's taxonomy places the organism in Eukaryota, Metazoa, Chordata, Aves, Passeriformes, Paridae. The record is from RefSeq and is a predicted model, not a curated record.